Messenger RNA from Helianthus annuus (common sunflower), 1536 nucleotides. RefSeq lists its product as uncharacterized. The record is from RefSeq and is a predicted model, not a curated record. Gene Ontology annotation, biological process: proteolysis. NCBI's taxonomy places the organism in Eukaryota, Viridiplantae, Streptophyta, Magnoliopsida, Asterales, Asteraceae. The coding region runs from base 1 to 1536 and encodes 511 amino acids. Gene Ontology annotation, molecular function: aspartic-type endopeptidase activity. The transcript has 3 exons.
AUGGCAAACGCGACUACUUGGGACGAUUUCAAGGAGUUAAUUCGGGAAGAGUACUACCCUCGUGAUGAAAUUCAAAAGUUGGAAAACGAGUACUAUAACUUGAAAAUGUUGGGAUCUGAGAUCGAGGCAUAUACGAAAUGGUCUCAUGAGCUGGCAAACAUGUGUCCCAAUCUAUCCCGACCGCCUCAUCGCAAAAUCGAACUCUACAUCAAGGGAUUGGCACCACAAGUCAAGGGUUUAGUCACUGCGGCAAAUCUUGACAACCUGCCACAGAUCAUCAGACUGGCUCAUAAGAUCACUGAUCAGGAAGUGGAGUGUGGCUCGUUGCCACCCCGUACUACUGCCACUACUACUACUACUACCCCCACCCCUGACAACAAGCAUAAAUGCAAUGACGCAGACAAGGCAGCUAACUCGAACCAGUCGCAAAAGAAGCCUGACAACAACAACAGUCACAGUUUCAGUCAGUCAUCUUCAGUCAACCAGAAUCAGAGCAAUAGUCAAACCUCGGGCUCUUAUGCGGGGAAACAGCCGAAGUGCAACAAGUGCGGUUUUCACCACUAUGCCUCGUGUAACCGAGCAUGUCAAAGGUAUGACAAGAAUGCUAACAACAACAACGGUGGGAACAAUAAUCGUCACAACAAUAAUAAUGCGGGAAAUAACAACAAUGGGAAUAACGGUGGGAAUGGCGCUCGUGGAAGAGUGUUCACUAUUGGAGCUGGUGAUGUAAGGAACGAUGGCAGCGUCGUGACUGGUACGUUCUCUGUCAAUGGUUGUUUCGCUUCUGUAUUAUUCGACUCUGGUGCCGAUUGGAGUUAUGUGUCUCUGGGGUUUAGUCGUCAGUUAGGGUUAACUCUAACGCCUCUCGAGGUCAAACACGUAGUAGAAUUGGCUGAUGGGAAGUCGAUUGAAGCCUCACAUGUUCUUUUAGGGUGCAAACUUGAUCUCUUGGGUCAAGUGUUCAACAUGGAUCUCCUUCCCGUCACACUUGGUAGCUUUGAUAUAGUUAUUGGUAUGGAUUGGUUGUCAAAGCACCGAGCCGAAAUACUUUGCAAGGAGAAAAGCGUGUGUAUACCCCUCCCUAGUGGGGAAUCGCUAUCUGUUCUGGGUCAUAGAAGUGGUGCGAUCGUCAGCAUCAUUUCAUCCAUGAAAACCCAAAAAUGUAUGCGGAAGGGCUAUCCUGCUAUCCUCGCGCUUAUUACCGAUACCCAGCCUAAAGAGAAGAGAAUUGAGGAUCUACCAGUUGUUCGUGAGUUUCCUGAUGUUUUUCCCGAGGAACUUCUAGGCGUACCUCCACACCGUCAGGUGAAGUUCCAAAUUGAUCUUACUCCAGGAGCAGCUCCGAUUGCCCAUGCACCUUACCGUCUUGCAUCUGGAGAGUUGCAAGAACUGGCUAACCAACUCCAGGAACUGCCCUUAGGUACACUGUCAUGGGACUUGUUGUCUGGGAAGUUUGAGUGGUCAUGGGUUGUGGCAAAUGGAACGCUCCUUGACAUUGCUUUGCCUUUGAACAUCUUAUUUAAACUUAUUGAAUAA